AGAAGAUUACUUACGGAGGGAGCCAUUGCGGGUAAAGUAUAAGGUUCGAAGAGCUAGGGUUCAUUGGAACUUUACAUGGAUAUUCAUAGCUAUGGAAACGAAUCACAAGAAAGGAAAAACUAGAAAGGCUUAUCAUCUAAAGAAGCAUAGAAAAUCAGAUAAUAAUAAGAGUUUCGAUCCAAGACCAACGAUCAAAGAAGUGAAUGAUGAGAAGCCGGUUUUGUUCCAAUUGGGGAGCAUUGCUAGUUAUGGGGUCAGUGAUGUUCGUCUCGAGGCAGAUCCAGAGAUCACCACUAGAAGAUCCACAUCUCUUUCCUUGUCUUCAUUGUCUCCAACCUCUUCAGGGGAUAUACUCGAGAUCAAUGCAAAAGAAAGGAAAUCCAGCUUAUCUUUCGAUAGUAGCGUACACAAUAAGGAGCUCUUAAGCCUUUCUUCUAAAUUAUGCGAGUUACAAGGUUCAUCAGACACACCAGGGUCACAAGUGUCUGGUGUAACUCAUGCUUCAGUGGAGCCUUUGCUUAUGUCGCCUUCUGUUCAAAUGAUGGAUAGAGAAGGAUCUGAUCAACCUCAGAGAAACUCGUUACCGACCUUGGAGAAGAAUUUGAGCACACUUUCAAAUGAUUCUCUGUUUAGUCUCAGCAUAGGUGAUAACGCGAUAGCAAGAGAUGAGUUGUUUAGUUACCGUGAUUUCAAGUCUGGAGAGAUCACAAAAUCGGGAGAGCUGUUAUCGUUCUGCCCUGCUAUUCAUGGUCCGGCUGAUUCUUCUGAUCUAGGAAAGAGCUUUGAUAUGGAGGACAAAGCGAGUGGAGAAUGUGAGGAUAAGUCGUCGAACUCAAAUGUAUCAUGGAGGAACAUUGGAGAUUGCAAUAACUCAGACGAAGCUCCGAGCAGCACGCAGUCAUUUUCAUAUCCAAUAACGAAAAAGAAGAAGAAAAAAAAGAAGGCAAUAAAGAAGAAGAUGACACAGCAGCAGCAACAGAAGAAGAGAUGUUCUUGGUUGUGUUGCAAGAACACUGGACCGUGCUUCUCCUGCUGCAGAUGGCCAAGUUGUGAUUACAACUUCUUUUGCUGCAAACGGUUAAAAUGUUGCCCGUGCUCGUGCUUCUCCUGGUGCAGAUGGCCAAGUUGUGAUUACAAUUCUUCUUGUGGCUGGCUCUUCUGCUGCCAUUGGAGCUGUUGGAGUUGCUGUUCCAGCCUACCGGAGUUUUCUUUGUGUUGCUACAGUUCUUCGAAGAAGGUAGUAGAUGAUGAGAUGACUAGAGGGAGUGACGAACAGAGACUGCAAAAAUCAGAGUUAAAAACAUCUCAUAAAUGGUUUUGUUGCUUUCUUUCUUCUUAACUUUAGAUUAGAUUCUUACACAACUCUGUUUUCUUCUUUAGCUAAAGGUAUUAAAAAAAUUAGAUUUUACACAAAUGUAAACGUUUCUUGCCUAUUGAGAGCAGUACCAAAAAAAAAA
This is a messenger RNA of Arabidopsis lyrata subsp. lyrata, 1457 nucleotides long. RefSeq lists its product as uncharacterized. The transcript has 4 exons. Bases 92 to 1339 code for a protein of 415 amino acids. NCBI's taxonomy places the organism in Eukaryota, Viridiplantae, Streptophyta, Magnoliopsida, Brassicales, Brassicaceae. The record is from RefSeq and is a predicted model, not a curated record.